Molecule: messenger RNA, 3674 nt
Organism: Gadus chalcogrammus (walleye pollock)
Lineage: Eukaryota; Metazoa; Chordata; Actinopteri; Gadiformes; Gadidae
Gene: sez6l2
Product: seizure related 6 homolog (mouse)-like 2
Exons: 19
Coding region: 180-2780 (866 amino acids)
Biological process (GO): synapse maturation
Cellular component (GO): neuronal cell body; endoplasmic reticulum
Source: RefSeq, a predicted model, not a curated record
CUAGAAACCGAAUGCGUCAACCGUACGGUAUCCAGCUCCAAGCAUCUUGACGUCCGUCAUAUCUUCUCUGAGGCCUAAAGCAACAGGAUUCAUUCCGAGUGCAGAGCCACAACAUUCACCUUGCAGCGUCGAGGUCAGGAGGUUCACCACCAGCCACGGGGUUGUUACCACCUGCAGCCAUGCUGCUGCUACUUCUCUCCAUGUUGCACCUUGCCUCAGGGAUGAGCUUCAUGACUCCUGAAGGAGAAGCCACCCAGAGUCCUGGCUCCGCCGGGCUUGGAGGCCUGCUGCACAGCCCCCCACGCAGUACGACCACGAACCCGACGCAGGCGGUUCCUGGGGCUGGCCACCCCCCUGAGACCACCCCCAUCUCCCCUGGAGUGCUCACCACGGCCCUUACCUCAUCCCCGCCCGCCGCGGUUGAGGAGGAGACCACCACAACCUUGAUCACCACCACCACUAUCACCACCAUGCACUCGCCAGUGCAGUGCAACGCCACACUAUCAGGGAUGGAGGACUCAGUGGAAUCCCCCGACCCAACUGCCUCCUCCUCCUCCUCCUCCUCCUCCACCUCCUCCAUGGCUCCCCUGGAGUGCACGUACAGCAUCACUGUGUACUCUGGAUACGGGGUGGAGAUCCAGGUGAGAAAGGUGAACCUCUCGAAAGAGGAGUCUCUGACCAUCCUUGGAUACGGAGGGGUGGGGCCAGAGUUGUUGGCCAAUGAGACCCUGAUGAGGGAGGGACAGGUGAUACGCAGCACAACCAACCAGGUGUACAUUCACUAUCGCAGUCUCCGCCAGACCAAUCACGGCAUGUUCAGCCUCCACUAUCAAGCCUUUCUGCUGUACUGUCCCUUCCCGGCGUCUCCUGAAGGGGGGGGCGUGACCGUGACGGAUAUUCAUCCAGGAGGUCAGGCCCACUUCCACUGUGACCCCGGCUUCCAGGUCAGGGGUCAUGAGACCGCGACAUGUGUGAACGCCACGCAGCCCCACUGGAGCACGCCGGAGCCGCAGUGUGUUGCUGUGUCUUGCGGCGGAUGGAUUCCUAAUGCCACUGUGGGCCGCAUACUCUCCCCUCCGCCACCAUCUGUCAGCAACCAUAGCAACGGCAACAACCUGAGCUGCCAUUGGUUGAUCGAGGCCCGGGAUGGGCACAAGCUCCACCUCCACUUUGAGAGGGUAGCCCUUGAUGAGGAUGAGGAUAAGCUCCUGGUGCGCAACGGGAACAGCUCUCAGGCCCCGGUGCUGUUCGACUCGGACCUGGAUGACGUACCGGAGCGGGGGCUUGUGAGCGAGGGCUCCACGCUGUACCUGGAGCUGACCACAGACUCCUCCUCCAUCCCCCUGCUCCUUGCCCUGCGCUACGAGGCUUUUGAUGGGGAACAUUGCUGGGAACCCUACAUGCCCCACGGUAACUUCAGCAGUUCGGACAUCACCUUCCAGCUGGGCACGAUGGUAACAUUUGCCUGCUCCCCGGGCUUCGUCAUGGAGCAGGGGUCAGGCUCCAUCGAAUGCGUGGACCCCAGCGACCCGCGCUGGAACGAGAGCGAGCCAGUGUGCCGGGCUGUGUGUGGGGGGGACCUGAUGGAGCCCUCAGGCACCGUGCUAUCUCCUGAUUGGCCACAGAGCUACUCCAAGGGGCAGGACUGUGUGUGGCAGAUCCAUGGCAACGAGGAGAAGCGCAUUGAGCUGGAUGUGCAGAUUUUGAACAUACGCCACAAUGACGUGCUGACCGUCUACGAUGGACAUGACCUCAUGUCCCACGUGAUUGGCCAGUACCUGGGGUCCAGAGAGCGCUUCCAGGUGGUGUCAGGCGGGUCAGAGAUCACCAUUCAGUUCCAGAGCGAUCCCGAUGAUUCCAGCUUCAUCCUCAGCCAGGGGUUCCUGAUUCAUUAUCGCGAGGUGGAGCCAAAUGACACCUGCCCCACCCUCCCUCAGAUUGAGUUUGGUUGGAUAAGCUCCUCCCAUUCCACCCCUGUCCGAGGCAGUGUCUUGACCUAUCAAUGCCAACCAGGAUAUGACAUCAGUGGUUCUGACAUCAUCACUUGCCAAUGGGAUCUCUCAUGGAGCAACAGUCCUCCUACGUGUGUCAAAGUACAGCAGUGCCCUGAUCCUGGGGAGGUGGUGAACGGAGCUCGCUCCGUGAGGCCCGAGGCUGGCUUUGCGGUCGGCACGGUAGUCCGCUUCUCCUGUAACCAAGGUUACCAGCUGGAAGGCCCCAGCCAAAUCUCCUGCCAUGCCCGGGACACUGGCACACCAAAGUGGAGUGACCGCAGCCCAAAAUGCGUCCUGAAGUACGACCCGUGUCCGAACCCGGGCGUUCCCGACAACGGUUACCAGACACUAUACAAGCACAGUUACCAGGCGGGGGAGACCCUGCGCUUCUUCUGCUAUGAGAACUACGAGCUGGUGGGUGAGGUCAUCAUCCACUGCAUCCCAGGACACCCCUCCCAGUGGAACAGCCCGCCACCAUUUUGUAAAGUGGCCUACGAGGAUCUCUUGGAUGACCACAAGUUAGAAGUUUCCCAGUCGUUCGAACCUUCUCACCAGAUCCUGAGCGAGAACAUUGCUUUGGCAAUCAUCUUGCCAAUCAUCCUGGUCAUCCUUCUAAUUGGAGGAAUUUACAUGUAUUAUACAAACAUCUGUAGACUGGAAUGGAAGCCUCUUUUCUGGAAGACCUUUUCCCAUACACACUCUUAUAGUCCGAUAACAGUGGAGUCCGAUUUCAACAACCCUCUGUAUGAGGCUGGGGAUACACGAGAAUAUGAAGUAUCCAUUUAAUGGAGUGAGAGAGAGAAACAAAACUCUUUCCAAACCACAAAGAUUAAUAAAAACAAAACAUACUCCAAGAGGGCCAGUACCCGUGUAAUACUCUUCUCCAUGUAUUUAUUUUGUACUACCCACCGUGACCCCAAACAUAGCCCUGUAAUGUGAUCCAUCAGAGGCGGUGUGGGUCUCCUCUCUGCCGCCCGACUUGCUCCGUCAUUGAGAUUGGUGCCUUGCGAAAAAAAGUAGGUUUCAAAAUGAAAAAAACUACCAAAAUGAUGUGAAAACUUUGCAAUACUAGACACUGGUCAAUGCAAAAACGGGCAUGAACGAACAUUGUGGUUCAUUUUAUUUAUUAACAAUUCAUAUUAAAUCUAAAUAUGAAUAAAGAUGCAUAGAUAUAUCCAUAUUUACAUAACACAUAAUGCUCAUUAAUCACCAGUAUUUCUGAUUUGUUUCUACCCCUGUAUCUGUAAGGUUUCUGUAUAAUAUAAACUCACCCAGACACAUACAUUGAAUGUAAAUAUUUAACCUAUUAUUGAGGCUCAUAUAUAUAAAUAUAUACACUUAUACAUGGUGGGGGUUGGGGUUGGGUGUAUUUUCAUUAUAUAUCUGUAAUGAACAAUUCAGUGCCAAAAUAUAAAGUUGCAUAAUCUAGUGUUUCAUCUCUUGUUGCCAUAUAGUGUUUAAGACAUGGAUAUUUAGAAAGCCAGCAUUUAAUUUAAAUCUUUGCUGUUUUUGGAGUGUAUUUUUCACAUGACAAUGUGGAUCCGGUGGCAGCAUAAUGACAUGAAUGUCAUUAUGUGUACAUGCCUACACGCAGCAUGCACUGAUUGUAAAUGACAUUGCUUCUACUGAAACGUUCCAUUAUAGUUAUUGGACAUUGACAUUGUUAUCAGAUUUGAUGUU